UGGCGGCCUUGUGUGCACGUUUCGGCAAUUGGAAGAUUAGCCGGGCAGCAACGUGCUUAAGAACUUUAAGGGUCUCGGGGCAAGCAACCAAUAAGAAUAUCGAUCUCUACGUCAGGGAUGUUGCCUCCCGCACUUAUUCGACGACUGGAUUGUACCGAAGGGCGAACUAUGGGAGACCGAGGGACUUCAAAAUGUAUGGUUACAGUGGUAUUGGGUCCGAACUCUCACCUUGGAUUAAAGGAGCGAGAUGCUUUUCGUUGUUCGGUUCACAAAGUUCCUCAACAAGUUCAGAUAAUACAGAACUUCUGCAAGAAGAGAAAGUCACAAAUCCAUUUGUACAGGAGGAUGGUUCAGGAUCAGUCUUAGAGUCCAUGGCCACAGAGGGCACAAUGUUUAAUGAUUUGGCAGAUAACCUAGCUUCUGUUGGAGAGCCAAGUUUGGCAAGUUUAGGAUUAGGUGGCUGGGGCCCAACUGGUAUUAUUCAACAAUGCCUGGAGUUUCUCCAUGUUACUGGAGGUCUCUCAUGGUGUGCUUCCAUAGCUGUGACCACAGUAUGCAUCCGUCUCUUGCUUCUUCCUCUGAUUAUCAAGUCACAGGCCAACACAGUUCGACUGAACAAUGCGCGGCCGCAGUUACAAGAGGCAGAGGCAAAGAUGAGAGAACUGUCUAACUCUCGUGAUUCAGCGGCACAAGCACAAGCUGCUACAAUGCUGGGAAAUAUUUACAGAGAGAACAAAUGUCACCCUGUUAAGAGUUUAGGGGCCAUUUUUUUCCAGUUUCCUGUUUUCAUCUCAUUCUUUUUUGCUAUCAGAAGAAUGGCUUAUUUGCCGGUAGAAUCAUUUAAGACUGGAGGAUAUCUUUGGUUUCAAGACUUGACAUUAAGUGAUCCAUACUAUGUUUUACCUAUCAUUUGCAGUUUCUCCAUGUUGGCAUCCAUAGAACUAGGUGGUGAGGUUGGAGUCAGGACUCCUCAUAUGGAGACAAUGAAGACAAUCUUUCGCAUCAUGGCUGUUGCAUUGAUCCCUUUCACAGCACAUUUUCCUGCAGCCAUUUUCUCUUAUUGGGUAACAUCCAACUUGUUUACAAUUGGUCAAGUCGGACUUUUAAAAAGCUCUGCAGUACGAAGAGCUGUAGGAAUCCCUGAAAUGAUAAAGCAUGAAAAUCUACCAGAAGCUGGAAGCUGGCUUGAGAACCUGAAGGCUGGGUAUAAGAAUUCACAAGAGGUGAGUCAACUAAAACAUGAAGAGAAAAUGAAGAGACAGAGAUUGAAGGCCAUGGGAGAGGCCCCCUUGGAAGCAACAUAUGAGUUCAAUCCCAGGAUUGAACAGAACCAGGAGAUUUUCAAUUUGUCUGACAGUGAAAAAAAGAGUGACAAACGUGGAAGGAACAGAAGAAGAAUGUUGGAGAGGCUGGAGAAACCAGCCCCUCAAACUGACCUUAGGGUAAAAUUCAACCAGGAGUAUUUCAGUGCCAAGGCUCAUCAACAAGCAAAAAAAAAAGAGUGAAAAUUCAAGUGGAAUAGUCUCUUAGAGGUUCUCAGUCAGUGAAAAGGAGAGAAAAAAGUGGCGAGGGGGGGAGGGGCAGUGCUUGUUGGGGAAAUUUGUUUUUGUUUGCCUGACACUGAAGUCUUUCACGUGCCUGACCAUUUUUGUUUCACAACUGACUGAGAGUCUGGCUCAAAAUACGAGAAAUACCGCCACUUGACCCACAUUCUAAGUUUACCAAGGCCUGAAUAUGUUUUCAUUAUCAGCUGGAGAUGAUAAGCAGCUGGAGAUGAUAAGCAGCUGGAGAUGAUAAGCAGCAGAUUAUGCUCUGAUUUCUUCGACCAUUUUUUUGACAUGUACAGUUACCAAAUAUAUUGUUUUAAAAGAGAAGCUUCACGUGACAUGUAGUCAAUAGUGUGAUCUAUUUGCUUCUAAGAACAGGAUUUCUUAAUUUGUUCACUGUGUAAGGUUUUCAAAGGUUGCAGUAUUGGUGUAAACGGGUCGGAGAUCAUUCUGCAUAUUUGAUAGAAUAUGUUACUUUUUCGCGCCCACUAUAUUUUGACGCCAUCUGUGAUCAGUUACUGAACGCGGCACGGUAGCAUAAAAUUCACGUGUUAAACUGGUAUUUGGACUCGUUUAGAAUCUAAUUUAACAUGGAAGACGAGCUUAAAUUGAUUUCGUAGAGUCUGUUUAGACAGCGUAAAAAUCCUGAUUACAAACCCUCAAGGGUACAUAUCAAACUUUGAGCACAUUUUUCAUUAGACCAACUUGCACUGCGUUUUUCCUUCCGAUAUAUGAGCGAGAAACUAGUCAGACGAUAAUAAAUGUGGUAGCGAUUGAUUUAA
This is a messenger RNA of Stylophora pistillata, 2329 nucleotides long. Its product is annotated as mitochondrial inner membrane protein OXA1L. The record is from RefSeq and is a predicted model, not a curated record. Gene Ontology annotation, molecular function: membrane insertase activity. Gene Ontology annotation, biological process: protein insertion into mitochondrial inner membrane from matrix. Gene Ontology annotation, cellular component: mitochondrial inner membrane. NCBI's taxonomy places the organism in Eukaryota, Metazoa, Cnidaria, Anthozoa, Scleractinia, Pocilloporidae.